CUUCCCCUGAUGUUGGCUUCAGGGAACAGCUCUUCUCAUCCCAUGUCCUUCAUCCUGCUUGGAAUCCCAGGACUGGAGAGUUCCCACUUUUGGAUUGCCUUCCCAUUCUGUGUCAUGUAUGUCGUGGCUGUAGCUGGCAAUAUCACCAUCCUGCAUGUAAUCAGGACCGACCACACCCUGCACCAGCCCAUGUACCUCUUUCUGGCCAUGCUGGCUCUCACUGACCUGGUCCUCUCCUCCUCCACACAGCCUAAAAUGCUGGCCAUACUCUGGUUCCAUGCUCAUGAGAUUGAAUACCAUGCCUGCCUCAUCCAGGUGUUCUUCAUCCAUGCCUUUUCUUCUGUGGAGUCUGGGGUGCUCAUGGCUAUGGCCUUGGACCGCUAUGUGGCCAUCUGCUUCCCACUGAGGCACUCUAGUAUCCUCACCACAUCUGUGGUGAUCAAAUUGGGGUCAGUUGUGAUGGUGAGAGGGCUGCUGUGGGUGAGCCCCUUCUGCUUCAUGAUCUCCAGGAUGCCCUUCUGCCCCAACAAGGUCAUUCCACAGUCCUACUGUGAACAUAUGGCUUUGCUGAAGUUGGUGUGUGCUGAUACCAGAGUCAAUCGUGGAUAUGGGCUCUUUGUGGCCUUCUCUGUGGCUGCCUUUGAUAUCAUUGUCAUUGGCAUAUCCUAUAUGAAGAUUUUGAGGGCUGUUCUUCAGUUGCCUUCAGGCGAAGCUCGUCUCAAGGCUUUUGGUACCUGUGGUUCUCAUAUCUGUGUUAUCCUGACUUUAUAUGUUCCAGCCCUUUUUACCUUCCUCACCCACCGGUUUGGCCAUCAAGUGCCCCAUUUAGUACACAUCAUUUUUGCUAAUGUCUAUCUUCUGGUACCUCCCAUGCUCAACCCCAUCAUCUAUGGAGUGAGAACCAAACAGAUCAGGGACAGGGUUGUCAGAGGAUGUUGUGGAAAAGAGCCUUGA
Messenger RNA from Ictidomys tridecemlineatus (thirteen-lined ground squirrel), 954 nucleotides. Its product is annotated as olfactory receptor 52R1. The record is from RefSeq and is a predicted model, not a curated record. Gene Ontology annotation, molecular function: olfactory receptor activity; G protein-coupled receptor activity. Gene Ontology annotation, cellular component: plasma membrane. NCBI's taxonomy places the organism in Eukaryota, Metazoa, Chordata, Mammalia, Rodentia, Sciuridae. Gene Ontology annotation, biological process: G protein-coupled receptor signaling pathway.